Messenger RNA from Thlaspi arvense, 984 nucleotides. The record is from the annotation of a GenBank genome assembly. Lineage: Eukaryota; Viridiplantae; Streptophyta; Magnoliopsida; Brassicales; Brassicaceae.
AUGGCUCCGAAGAAGCACUCUGAAGGAAUCGCUUUACUGUCCGUUUACAGUGAUGAGGAUGACGAAGAGAUGGAAGACGCCGAGGAAGAGGAAGAAGAAGAAGAAGAGCAGAGAAAUAAGGAAGAAGGUGAACGAAUUAUUGAUGAGGAUCAGCUAGAAGACGCUAAUUACAUGGAUGAAGAGAGAGGGAGAGGAGAAGAUUCUAGAACGCCUAAGGUCCUAGAUGGUGGAGCUUCUAGCGCACACGCGACGCCUAGGUCACUCGACAACGACGAAUCAUCGAGACCCGACUGGCCAAGUCGAACGAUUGAUGAGUCUGGGAUUGCGGAUGGUGAGAGAGCUGAUGAUGCGUCAGGGGAAAGUUCCGAUACGUUGUUGGAUCAGUUUCUACCGCCGCCACCGAGAGAGAAGUGCUCGGAGGAGCUUCAAAGGAAGAUAGAUAAGUUUCUGAGCUUGAAGAAGAUGGGGAAGAGUUUCAAUAGCGAAGUGCGUAAUAGAAAGGAAUACAGGAAUCCAGACUUCUUGGUGCACGCAGUGAGUUAUCAAGAUAUUGAUCAGACUGGUUCUUGCUUCAGUAAAGAUGUAUUCGACCCCAAUGGGUAUGACCCAAGUGACUUCUGUGAUGCAAUAGAAGUUGACAUGAAGAACGAGAGGGAAAGGAAGGAACAAGAAAGCAAGAAGAACCAAAAGCUUGACUUUGUUUCUGUCGGUACUCAACCUGCUACUGUUUUCGCUGCUCAAAAGCCUAACAUCCCCAUCCCAGGCAUUCCAGCUUUAGCUACUAGUGGACUGCCCUCCAUACCAACCGAAGUCGCUGCUCGUGAUGGUAGGCCGAUCAAGAAAUCGAAAUGGGAUAAGGUUGAUGGAGACGUGAAGAAUCCAUCUCUACCAGCUGCGACUCAGGAUUCCCUAUCCUCAAUCCGGUCUAGUGCAGCUCUUGUAUCGGCUUCAAGUGCUGGUUCUGGAUACUCAGCUUUCGCGUAA